Molecule: messenger RNA, 409 nt
Organism: Contarinia nasturtii (swede midge)
Lineage: Eukaryota; Metazoa; Arthropoda; Insecta; Diptera; Cecidomyiidae
Exons: 1
Source: RefSeq, a predicted model, not a curated record
CCGCGAUUUUUUACGUGGUUAUUUGAAUAUCACAUUGGGUCGGCCGGUCAAGGAAUUGUGGAUACAUGGUGUAUUUUUCUUCAAAUAUAAUCAAUACCAAAAAUUCCCCAUCGACCUGAAUGAGAACUUAUGCGGAUGGUUAAGCGGCAAAUCGAAGUCAUACUUAUUGGACUGGAGUCUCAAAGAUUUAAUGGCACACACCAAUUUGAAUCAUCCAUGCCCAUAUGUUGGCGACGCCUAUGUCAAAGUUGACAAUUUUUCGAUUAAAGAACUUUUGAAAUUCGAUAUGCUUUUGCCAGCUGGCAGAUUUCGCGUUGAUAUCAACUUUACCGAAGGACACAACAAACCGACUUUGCUGGGAACGCGAACAUUUUUUUCAAUUUCUGAUAAUCGCAUUGAACAAUUUUAA